Molecule: messenger RNA, 1986 nt
Organism: Sipha flava (yellow sugarcane aphid)
Lineage: Eukaryota; Metazoa; Arthropoda; Insecta; Hemiptera; Aphididae
Product: nucleolar transcription factor 1-B-like
Exons: 2
Coding region: 214-1986 (590 amino acids)
Source: RefSeq, a predicted model, not a curated record
UCAACAAUUGCACACACACGCUAGUUUGUUAUUUCGCUACACGUAUUUACGCGGUUCCCCGUCAACGUUUUGUAACGGAAUUUUCUGCUGCAAGCGACCAGUACGCGCCCAUUUCCCAAGUCGCAACCUGUCUUGCCGCAUUUUUCUGUCGAUCACAUUGCGUUCGAUAGUCUAUGGUGAACUGUUUGUAUCCGUCCAGACACACACGUAAAAAUGGGCUUAAAUGAUCGGAAAAGAAAAUCUAUGAAUACAAUUCAAAAUAAUGAUAAAAAAAGAAAAAACGUAACUCUAAAAAAAUCGUCAUCAUCUGAAGAAUCUGAUGAACAGUCUGAUCAAGAUAAUGGAUUAAACCAUGAAGUAAAAAAUGAUAUUCCAGCUAUCAGUCGAUGGCCUCAAGAUGAUGUUCAAAAACUUUUAGCUAAAAUGGAAUUAAUACUUCCUAAGAAUGACAGUACUUCAUUUCGAAGUCGACUAUCAAAGAUAGACUGGGAAAAAAUUAAGUUUGGUAAAUAUCAUAAGGAUGAAUGUCAAUCUACAUGGUUAGCUAUUCAAGAUCAACUUAGAACAUUCAAAACAUUAGGAGAUCUCGUGAAUGAUGCUAAAUAUAUGUUAGCCACUAAAGGCAUUGAUACAUAUCAGUCCAAACAAAAUCGCUUACAUAGACCUAAGUCUGCAUAUAUGAUAUAUUACAUGGAUAUUUUACAAAAAACCAAGAAAAAACAUCCAGAUUUAAAAAUGACUGAACUUACACAAGUUAUUGCAGAGAAAUAUAAGAAUUUAUCACCUGAAAAAAAACAAUAUUAUAUUGAUCAAGCACAAAAAUUAAGAACUGAAUAUAAUGAAAUGGUUGAUAAAACGAAAUUCAUACCCACGGCAACAGUGACGGAGGAAUCAAUUAAACCUUCAAAUAAAUCCACGAGUAAAUCUUCAAGUAAACCUUUAAGUAAACCCAAAACACCUUUCCAAAUUUUUCUAGAGGCUAAGUCUACAGAUUUAGACAGCAAUGUUGAUAAAACUGAAUUUCAAAAUCAUCUCAAAGAGAAAUGGGAUAAUAUGUCAGAAAAGAAAAAAUCAAAGUAUAUUAAAUUAGCUAAUGAACGGGAGCAAACAUAUUUAAAUAAUUUGAAAGAAGACCAUAAAAAUGAUCCAGCUUUUACUUUACCAACAAAAAGUGCUUUGACCAAAGGUGAUAGAAACAUUUUGGAUUCUCAAUCAGGUAAACCAAAAAAGCCCCCUGUUAAUAGUUAUGGUCUCUAUUCCAAAGAAAUGCUACAAAGUAAUGCAUUAGAUGGAGUUCCACCAAAAGAGAGAAUGACAAUGUUAGCACAAAAAUGGAAAGCAUUUUCAAAUGAAGAGAGACAAAUUUAUGCUGAUAGGUUGAAAGUAAUUGUUGAACGAUAUAAGACCGAAUAUGAUGCAUUCUUAAAAACAUUACCCGAAAACGAGAGACAAAUAGAAAUUGCUAAAACCAAAGUAAAACCUAAGAAGGCUGAACCAAAAGUUGUCCCAAGAAUUAAUGCUAGAGAAGGAAUCAUAGAAAAACCUAAGAAAAAAACCGAUUCAAAAUAUAACCCAAAAACUAAGAUGUUUGAAAAUGAACCAAAAGGUGUGCCUUUUAAGAAUGCAUUUGAAUUAUACAGAAGUAAAAUUGAACCAAAUGAAAAACAUCAAAUUACAAGCUUAGAAGAGUGGAAUAGUAAAGCUGGUCGUAAGCAAGUUAAGUAUGAAAAUGAACUUAAGGCACUUAAAAAAGAAUAUAUGAAAGAUUUGAAAGUAUUCUUAAAAUCUCUUUCUGAAGACGAUUUAAAGUUAUAUCUUAAAUUAAGGAAACCUGAAUUAGUAACUGAAAAGACUGAUAAAGAAUCAAGUGCAUCAGAAAAUGAAGAUAGUUCGUCAGAAGAAGAUAAUGAUAAUGAAAAUGAUAAUAAUGACAGCGAAGAUGAUGAUGAUGAUGAUGAUGAUGAUGAUGAUUCUGAUUCAGAGUGA